UAGUAUAUAAGUAGAUGUCCUGGCAGGAAAGUGAACACAAAGCACCUGUCUGCUUUCCAGCCUCAACUCGCACAACUGCAAAGACUCUCUGAGUGUGACAACUGACUUGCUGCUGCAUUUUCACUUCAGAACAUCAGACACAGGGGUGAUGAUGAUAAUGAUGGCUUCCUUCAUGUGCAAGACACUGACUUUAUUUAUCAUCUGCAUGGCUCUGCAAGAGGGUUGUGGACUCCCGUUAUCAGAGCGGCCAGAGCUGCCAGCUCAGGCUCCACACCGCGUUAGGACCAAACGCUGCUCCUGUAACAGCUGGGAUGAUAAAGAGUGCAUCUACUUCUGCCACCUGGAUAUUAUCUGGGUCAACACGCCAAGUAAACUGCUUCCUUAUGGCCUUGGAAGUCCCCUGUCUCGUCGCCGGCGCCGUUCAGCUGAACGUUGCGAAUGCCUUAACCCAGCCGAUAAAACCUGCUCUGGCUUCUGCCUUCAAAGCUCAGAGAAUCCAAGGACUAAUGUCGUGGGCCCAUUGGUAGAAUCUGCAAGCACAAACAGCAACACGUUGCUGGCAUCUUUCAGAUCUGUGAUCAAGUCCAACGUUGUGAUCGCAAAAGAGAUUCUGUCAUCAAACGAGAACCCGGGUGGGGUAAACAGGCUGAGGAGCAGAACAAGAAGGUAGAGAACUGAGCGAACACUAGAGGCGGUUCAACUUCCUAUGGAUUCAACCUCCAUGGGCCGGAGACUCCUUCAAACUGCCUUCAAUGCCAGAACCAGGGUUUUGAAACAUGUCAAGAGGCUUACCAACUCUGGGGAUGUGGCGGUGGAAGAAUGGCAACGGUUCAAGCAUUUGGUCAACAAUACAAAGCUUGGGAGACUGGCAGCUCACCGAGACAGAAGCACCACGGCAGGAACACUGCUGGCUGGAGACGUUUGGAGUCAUUUCUUGAACUCUCUUUGAACUUUUUUGAACUUAACAAUAGAUGCCAGGGAAGGAUCCAUUAAAGCCAAGAACAUGGAAACUGGUGUCUGGCCUUUUGGGGAACCACAUCAAGAAAGUUUACAAUGACUAAUCAGUCACUGAUCUGUGCUUCGUUUGUUCAUAUGGACAAAUCACUCCUGUGACUCUCUUGUCUUAAGGGACAAUUUUAAAUCCACAACUCACCUACACUGAGGAUUGUAGGAUUGUUACUUAUUCAACUCUCAAUCAACUCUGUAUUUAGUUGGGAACUCUUUGUCAAUGUUUACCUUUUAAUGGUCUUGAAACCAUUCUGUAAUUGCUGACCUUUGGUUCAGUUUAAUAUUGCUCUGUAUCAGAGCUGGAAUCUGGCGUCCUGCCAGGUGUUUACGACACAUAAGCAAAUUUCUAAUGAAUAAAUAUUAUUUUUUUAAUAUUGGGCAGUUCUUAAAAAUGGCAGCUUGUUCACUCUUGGCAGACAUGGUCUCAGUGAAAUGAAAGUCAUCUCUUUGGGAUGUAUCUCACUGUUAGCUUUAUGCAAGGUCCAUUGUGAGCUGCAUGCGCAUGCAUGCACACGUGCACGCGCGCGCACACACACACACACACACACGCACACACGCACGUACACACACACACACACACACACACACACACACACACACACACACAUACAGUCAACUUUCUGCUAGCAUAACAACAGUAGGCUUAUUGUGUUGGCUUUAGUGUUUAUUGCAUAGCUCCUGUUUAAUGUUUUGAUUGAAGAUAAGCCAGAAAGUUUCAAUGACCUGCAGCUUGCCAAACAAUGUUGUUUUUUCCCCCCCUGACAAAUGUUCACUUAAUUCCUCUGUAAUAAGUAACUGGAAAAAAUUGACUCUCCACUUGUGAUCUGCACUUCAAAAGCUUUUUAUCUGCGGCCUGCACUUUCUCUGUGCCAUGAAUCCAUUGACUCCAUCUGCCAUGUUGGAUUGUAGUCAACCCACAGACACAUGGGAAUAUAAACCUUCACUGUAACUCUUCUUCAGAUAUCUCAAUGCUGUGUACAACGGAUAGUUUACCAGCUUAGAAGUUUACUGUUAAAUGCUGAAUUGUAUAUAAAACAAUUUAUUUAUUCUCUAACUUAUUCAGAGAUGUAUUUAUAUUGCUAUGAACAAUGCACUGACUUGUGUAUGACAAAAUAAAAAAAUGCAAGAAAAUAUUC
Molecule: messenger RNA, 2144 nt
Organism: Sander lucioperca (pikeperch)
Lineage: Eukaryota; Metazoa; Chordata; Actinopteri; Perciformes; Percidae
Gene: edn2
Product: endothelin 2
Exons: 5
Coding region: 149-670 (173 amino acids)
Biological process (GO): intracellular calcium ion homeostasis; regulation of systemic arterial blood pressure by endothelin; regulation of vasoconstriction
Cellular component (GO): extracellular region
Molecular function (GO): hormone activity; endothelin B receptor binding
Source: RefSeq, a predicted model, not a curated record